CUCCGCCCCUCUGAUCAUGUGACCGCCAGGGGAGUCAGAGGCGGAAGCGGGGGUCCCGCAGGCUGGCGAUCGAGGGCUGCGUCUAGAAGGGGACGCGUGCGGAGAGGGCGGCGUGGGGACCCAGGUGCCAACCCAGUCCGCGAUCGCCGGCCCUGCACGUGCGCCCUGGCGUGGCCCGGGUGACAGGUCCUUUAAUGGAGCAGCCAAUCUGUCAGCAGACCUGGUUUCAUCUAAUGAUUUACAGACCUCAGCUCUGAAGCCACUGAAACAUUCCUCCCGGCCAGGCACUCAUCCGCACGAUGUUGGACUUCCUAGCUGAGAACAACCUGUGUGGCCAGGCAAUCCUAAGGAUUGUUUCCUGUGGUAAUGCCAUCAUUGCUGAACUUCUGAGGCUCUCGGAGUUUAUCCCUGCUGUGUUCAGGUUUAAAGACCGAGCCGAUCUACAGAAGUAUGGAGAUAUCAUCUUUGAUUUCAGCUAUUUUAAGGGUCCAGAGUUAUGGGAAAGCAAGCUGGAAGCUAAGCCAGAGCUACAGGAUUUAGAUGAAGAGUUUCGUGAAAACCACAUAGAAAUUGUGACCAGAUUUUAUUUAGCCUUUCAAAGUGUGCAUAAAUAUAUUGUAGACCUAAACAGAUAUCUAGAUGAUCUCAAUGAAGGUGUGUAUAUUCAGCAAACCUUAGAAACUGUGCUCCUCAAUGAAGAUGGAAAACAGCUUCUAUGUGAAGCACUGUACUUGUAUGGAGUCAUGCUGCUGGUUAUCGACCAAAAGAUCGAAGGAGAGGUCCGAGAGAGAAUGCUGGUUUCCUACUAUCGAUACAGCGCUGCUCGAUCUGCUGAUUCAAACAUGGAUGAUAUUUGUAAGCUGCUACGAAGUACAGGUUAUUCCAGCCAACCAGGAGCCAAAAGACCACCCAACUAUCCUGAGAGUUAUUUCCGGAGAGUGCCUAUCAAUGAAGCCUUCAUCAGUAUGGUCAUUGGUCGACUGAGAUCUGAUGAUAUUUACAACCAGGUCUCCGCAUAUCCUUUGCCAGAACACCGCAGCACGGCCCUGGCCACUCAGGCCGCCAUGCUGUACGUGACCCUCUACUUUGAACCUGCCAUUCUUCACACCCAUCAAGCGAAAAUGAGAGAGAUUGUGGACAAGUACUUUCCAGACAACUGGGUAAUUAGUAUUUACAUGGGGAUCACAGUUAAUCUAGCAGAUGCUUGGGAUCCUUACAAAGCUGCAAAAACUGCUUUAAACAAUACUCUGGACCUUUCGAACGUCAGAGAACAGUCAAGCAGAUACGCUACCGUCAGUGAAAGAGUGCACACUCAAGUGCAACAAUUUCUGAAAGAAGGGUAUUUAAGGGAAGAGAUGGUUCUGGACAAUAUCCCAAGGCUCCUGAACUGCCUGAGAGACUGUAACGUGGCCAUCCGAUGGCUGAUGCUUCACACAGCAGACUCAGCUUAUGACCCAAACAACAAACGCCUUCGUCAAAUCAAGGACCAGAUUCUAACAGACUCUAGAUACAAUCCCAAGAUCCUCUUUCAGUUGCUGUUGGACACUGCACAAUUUGAGUUUAUACUCAAAGAGAUGUUCAAGCAAAUGCUUUCAGAAAAGCAAGCCAAAUGGGAGCAUUACAAGAAAGAGGGCUCAGAGCGGAUGACGGAGCUUGCUGAUGUCUUUUCGGGAGUGAAACCCCUAACCCGUGUGGAGAAAAAUGAAAACCUUCAAGCCUGGUUCAGGGAGAUCUCAAAACAAAUACUGUCUUUAAAUUAUGAUGAUUCAACGGCCGCGGGCAGAAAAACUGUGCAACUAAUACAAGCUUUGGAGGAGGUUCAAGAAUUUCACCAGUUGGAAUCAAAUCUGCAAGUAUGUCAGUUUCUUGCUGACACUCGCAAGUUUCUUCACCAAAUGAUCCGAACCAUUAACAUUAAAGAGGAGGUCCUGAUCACAAUGCAGAUCGUUGGGGACCUUUCUUUUGCUUGGCAAUUAAUUGACAGUUUCACAUCUAUCAUGCAAGAAAGCAUAAGGGUAAGCCCGUCCAUGGUCACUAAACUUAGAGCUACAUUCUUGAAGCUUGCCUCUGCCCUCGAUCUUCCCCUUCUUCGUAUUAAUCAAGCAAAUAGUCCUGACCUUCUCAGUGUGUCUCAAUAUUACUCUGGUGAAUUGGUGUCCUAUGUGAGAAAGGUUUUGCAGAUCAUUCCAGAAAGCAUGUUUACUUCUCUUCUAAAGAUCAUAAAGCUUCAGACCCACGAUAUCAUUGAAGUGCCAACCCGCCUGGACAAAGACAAACUGAGGGACUAUGCUCAGCUUGGCCCACGAUACGAGGUUGCCAAGCUUACUCACGCUAUUUCCAUUUUUACUGAAGGCAUCUUAAUGAUGAAGACAACUUUGGUUGGCAUCAUCAAGGUGGAUCCAAAACAGUUGCUGGAAGAUGGAAUAAGAAAGGAGCUGGUUAAACGUGUUGCUUUUGCUCUUCAUAAGGGACUGAUCUUCAACCCCCGAGCCAAGCCAAGUGAGUUGAUGCCCAAGCUGAAAGAGUUGGGGGCUACCAUGGAUGGAUUCCAUCGCUCUUUUGAGUACAUACAGGACUACGUCAACAUUUAUGGUCUGAAGAUUUGGCAGGAAGAAGUUUCUCGUAUUAUAAAUUAUAAUGUGGAACAAGAGUGUAAUAACUUCUUAAGAACAAAGAUUCAGGACUGGCAGAGUAUGUACCAGUCUACUCAUAUCCCAAUACCAAAGUUUACCCCUGUGGACGAGUCUGUAACAUUUAUUGGUCGACUCUGCAGAGAAAUCUUGAGGAUCACAGACCCAAAAAUGACAUGUCACAUUGACCAGCUGAACACUUGGUAUGAUAUGAAGACUCACCAAGAAGUGACCAGCAGCCGGCUCUUCUCAGAAAUCCAGACCACUUUGGGGACUUUCGGUCUGAACGGGUUAGACAGGCUUCUGUGCUUUAUGAUUGUCAAAGAGCUACAGAAUUUCCUCAGUAUGUUUCAGAAAAUUAUCCUGAGAGACAGAACUGUGCAGGAUACCUUGAAAACCCUUAUGAAUGCUGUCAGCCCCCUAAAAAGCAUAGUGGCAAAUUCGAAUAAAAUUUAUCUUUCCGCCAUUGCCAAAACACAGAAGAUUUGGACAGCGUAUCUCGAGGCUAUAAUGAAGGUGGGGCAGAUGCAGAUUCUGAGACAGCAGAUUGCCAACGAGUUAAAUUAUUCUUGUCGGUUUGACUCCAAACAUCUGGCAGCUGCUCUGGAGAAUCUCAAUAAGGCUCUCCUAGCAGAUAUCGAAGCCCACUAUCAAGACCCUUCACUUCCUUACCCCAAAGAAGACAACACACUCUUGUAUGAGAUCACAGCCUACCUGGAGGCAGCCGGCAUCCACAACCCACUGAAUAAGAUAUACAUAACAACCAAGCGCCUACCCUAUUUUCCAAUUGUCAACUUCCUAUUUUUGAUCGCGCAGUUGCCAAAACUUCAGUACAACAAGAACCUAGGAAUGGUCUGCCGGAAACCUGCGGACCCCGUGGACUGGCCGCCGCUCGUCCUGGGAUUGCUCACCCUGCUGAAGCAGUUUCAUUCCCGGUACACCGAGCAGUUCCUGGCGCUGAUCGGCCAGUUUAUCCGCUCCACAGUGGAGCAGUGCACAAGCCAGAAGAUACCUGAAAUGCCUGCGGACGUUGUGGGUGCCCUCCUGUUUCUGGAGGAUUAUGUUCGGUACACAAAGCUACCUAGGAGGGUUGCUGAAGCACACGUGCCUAAUUUCAUCUUUGAUGAAUUCAGAACAGUCCUGUAACUUUUUUGACAUCUGCGUCUUCAGUCAAAGGCUUGUCCUUCAGUCUUCCCACGACUAAAAUGAAUUUAGAAAUGAAGAAACUCAGCUGCUCGUAGAACUGCCUCGCUCCCCUUAACUGUGGGAAACGUCAGGUAUUAAGAUGUAUCUCACGGCACUCGUUCAUAUAAUUAAUAUUGUUGAAAUCAUGGUAUUAUAUGCAAUUUGUAUCAUGUAGGAGCAGAAUACAUUUUUGUACUGCCUCUUAUAAAUGCCGAAUGUAAUUGUCACAUAUAAAUCCAUUUAGUUUUAUGCUCUAAAGAACUAUUUGUGCAAUUCGGGAUUUUCAGUAAAAUAGUAAUUGCCAGUA
Molecule: messenger RNA, 4122 nt
Organism: Acinonyx jubatus (cheetah)
Lineage: Eukaryota; Metazoa; Chordata; Mammalia; Carnivora; Felidae
Gene: WASHC5
Product: WASH complex subunit 5
Exons: 29
Coding region: 300-3776 (1158 amino acids)
Biological process (GO): actin filament polymerization; endosome organization; endosome fission
Cellular component (GO): WASH complex; endosome
Source: RefSeq, a predicted model, not a curated record